AUGAUGAAAGGACUCACCGCUCUGGCACUGGCUGGUCUUUUCCAUGGCUCCACGAUAGCUCAUGAUGUAGGAGCGGAAGCAUAUUUCGACCCUGGCGAUGGCGAGGCAUGGGAAUUGAACUAUGGCUAUUACCCAUAUCGAUCUUACCAGACCACCGACCUCAUCUCGCCACAAUUCAGGACGUUAGUCGACUCUCCUGAAUGCCAUGACGACCGACAUGUGUUUUUCACUCCUCGAGGAUUCUCUAUUGAAGCCCCUGGCCCCAUGAUUGUGGAUAGUCAUGGCGACCUUAUCUGGGCAAAGAGUACUGAAGGACAGGCAUACGACUUGACGGUACAAGAAUACAAAGGUGAACAGUAUUUGACGUACUGGGUUGGUGAUGAUCGAGUUCGAGGUCAUGGUGCUGGCGAUUAUUACAUGCUCAACACUGGUUACCAAGAAGUGCACAAAAUCUCGGCUUUGCACGGCAUGGCAGCCGACCUCCAUGAACUCGUAAUCACACCCCAAGGCACGGCAUUGCUCACUGUCUACGAAGUGUACCAACACGACUUGAGCGAGCUUCGUAACUUCGAGGACUGGGAGGAAGACCCUCAUUACAUCUGGGACAGCCUCUUCCAAGAGAUCGACAUUGAGACCAACGAGCUUCUUUUCCAAUGGCGCGCAUCAGACCACUACUCUAUCAACGAGACAUUCAAAUCGAUCGGAGGCACAGGUACCAAGAACGACCCCUUCGACUGGUAUCACAUCAAUUCGGUCGAGAAGGAUGAGUUCGACAACUAUCUUAUCUCCGCACGCUAUACACAUACCGUGACUUACAUCAACGGAACCUCUGGCGACAUCAUCUGGGUUCUUGGUGGCAAGCGCAACAUGUUCAAGGACCUCGACGGUGGAUUUGCUACCAAUUUCGCCUGGCAACACGAUGCUCGGUUGCACUCCAAGACUGAGUUUCCUGAACUCUUCCGAGACGACAUUGCGCUCUUUGGUGCUGACAAAGAGAAGAACGGUGUCACAAAGCAACUAGUCACACUCUUUGACAACAGCGCAGAAGACAUUGAGCAUACUCUGGACUCUUCUCGCGGAUUGAUGCUCGAGGUUACAUAUCCUUCUGCUCACCUACCACGACCCCAGCCUGCCGUUGAUCUUGUCCGACGCAAUGCCGCUGACGCACAAGAUGAUCAGUAUUCAGUGAAAAUAAUCAGAUCCUACAACCAUCCUCAAGGCCCCCUAUCAAGCAGUCAAGGAUCGCUGCAAGUGCUUCCUUCUGAGGAUGAUCACAAAGAUUCAAAAGUGUUCGUCGGCUAUGGAUACAAUGCUCUGUUUUCCGAAUACAGCGCAGAUGGCACUCUGCUUUGCGACAACCAUUUCGCAACCAAUUACUCAUGGGGCAGAGGCGAGGUUCAGUCGUAUCGUGCUUUCAAAUUUGCUUGGACUGGUCGUCCUGUUGAUCCUCCUAGUGCUUUGCUUUCGAGCGAUGGCCAAAUUUACGUCAGUUGGAACGGAGCUACCGAAGUCAAAGGCUGGACCCUUCAACACACUCGUACAUUCCCUGCAGCCGAAAAUGCUUGGGAGAAUGUCCUUCAGAUUGACAAGACUGGCUUCGAGACAGCAAUCAACAUUGAGGACGAAGAGCUUCUGCGUUACAUUCGUGUCAAGGCUGUCGACCAAAAUGGCGUGAUGUUGGGAGUAUCCAGAGAGAUUGACAUGGGCUGGAGCGCUGGCCUGGCAAGCUCCAUGACCCAGCUCAAUACUGUCGAUGUCGCUCCUAUUAAGUUGAUCAUGCUCAUCUGCGUCAACGUCAUCAUCUUAUUUGUUCUUUACGAACUAUGCAGACGUCUCUUUACAUGGCGCCAAACCAGAAAGUGGCGACAGAGAAGGGGUAUCCGCUUGCCCUCUGACGCCUGA
Molecule: messenger RNA, 1902 nt
Organism: Aureobasidium pullulans EXF-150
Lineage: Eukaryota; Fungi; Ascomycota; Dothideomycetes; Dothideales; Saccotheciaceae
Exons: 2
Coding region: 1-1902 (633 amino acids)
Source: RefSeq, a predicted model, not a curated record